GCGCACAAAAUUGUAAAAAAAAGUUUCCAAAAAUGCAGUCAAUGAACCCAUUGUUAUGGAAAUUCUGUCGUUCAUGUAUCCACAUGAGUCGCCGUGGCAUGUGUGAGGAACGCAAGAGAGUACAGUUUAAAGAUUUAUAUAGCAGAGAAGAAGGUAUUCCAAGGGACUUCCUCAGUUGGCUCUAUAUGCCUCUAGAUUUUAGUAUGAAAAAUCUAAGACGAAUAGUAGCUGAACAUGACUGGAAAAAGCUGAAAGCGUCUCAUAGGUUCACAAGAUUGAGACAUGAUAUCCUGGGUCCAGAACUGGCCACUGCUCAUUUUGUCAUUGGCAAGGAUGGGGCGGUGAAACUAUCAAAUUCUGACAAAUGGCAUAGGAAAACUGAAGAGGGUGUGAUAUAUUUACCCAACAGGAAAGUUGAGGGACUUUAUGUUGAAGGCAUAGAUGCAUCAGAUACGACAAUGAUGUAUGAAAGUUUUGACAAUUUAGUAUUUCUGAAGAAUCUAAAGUUCCUCAACUUGAGUGGGUGCAAGUACAUUGAUGACUUCUGCCUUUCUCGCUUACAUGUCUUCAAACAGCUCAAGGUGCUGGAUGUCAGUAAUUGUCCAGAGGUAUCAGAGAGAGGGCUCGCUACACUACACAAUGUCCCAACAUUACAAAGACUUUUCAUAAACAAUUUACCUAAAUUAGGCCACAAAGCAGGCCUGGUGCAGAUACACCUUGAGGAUAUGCUACCUAAGUGCCAAAUUGUCAGUAAUAUAGACUACACAGACAUUAAUGUAAUAGACAAUGCUGCUGAGCUAGAGGAGCUUGAGGAACUGGAGGGAAAUCUCUAUGAAAGAUUCAAUACAAACCAUGUGCUUGGAAAUGUACAGAAAAAGAAACCUGAACAAAUUGAGGAAGAGGUACAAAAGGAGCCCAAAUUGUUAACAUCCAAUAAUACAUGAGCUAUGGACAGUUUACUAAUAGUUGUUGUUAACAUUAGGAUAAUUUUACUUGCAG
Molecule: messenger RNA, 999 nt
Organism: Owenia fusiformis
Lineage: Eukaryota; Metazoa; Annelida; Polychaeta; Sabellida; Oweniidae
Source: the annotation of a GenBank genome assembly